GGAGUGGCUGUUACUAGAAAUAUCACAUUUUCAGGAAAGAGCCUGGUUACUUCAGGAAACUAGUUUGCUUUUAUUUUCAUCUGGGAAACUAGGUAUCUUUUCAGCAACUACUGAAGUUUAGCAGUCAUUGAGAUUGGAUUUGAAUCAGUCUGGAGUGUAGUCUAGUUUUUAUAGCUAUCCAGCCAGUAAUGGUGCAGCAUAACAGCAAAGCUGGGACCAAAUAGGUUGACCUGUUUGCCAUAGUCUAGGAGCGGUGAACAUCUUGCAUGGAGCAAUAGUCACUGGUGGAAACGUAUACUUUCAUUUUUCAGAAUUAAGUUUUACGAGAUUCAUACGACUUUUACACCUUUGUUAUCAUCAGUAUAAACUGCAAACAACAGAGAACCCCUUUGUACAGAGAACAUCGUCCAUAGACUGCCAUCAUAUCACUGUGCACAGUUGUACAUAGAACAAAGAACCAGCUUUUCCUGUUGAAAACAUAUGUGAUUAUUUUCUACAUCCUUUAUAAAGUCUAUAGCUGCACCCCCUAUUGGGGCCAUGCCCCACCUGAUGAACAAUGACAACUCCUUUAGCUCCAAGCAAGAGCUUCUGGUCCUACAGGACAGUCCAUUCGGACCCAGUCCAGACAUUACCAGCCCGGUAGAGUCCCAGGGCUCUGGUUCAGCCAGCACGUCUGGAGAUGCCCACAUUGUGUUCCACAAGACAGACAAACAAGGGUCUGAGCUCAUAGAGCCGCCCCUUGGGGUGAAGUUUGUCCCCACGACCUCUGAGAAUCUUUGUGGAUGGGGAGCACUGACCCCACGGUUUAUCCAGACCUUCAAUACCCCUCACUGGGUUCUCUUCUUCCUCUGUGUGGCCUCCUUCCUCCAGGGCAUGAUCAUCAAUGGCUUCAUCAACACUGUCAUCACCUCCAUCGAGAGACGUUUUGACCUGCGCAGCUACCAGGCGGGACUUAUUGCGAGCUCCUACGACAUUGCUGCUUGUGUUUGUUUGACAUUCGUAAGCUACUUUGGUGGUACUGGCCAUAAGCCUCGAUGGCUGGGCUGGGGUGUACUGAUCAUGGCACUGGGGUCACUGGUCUUUGCCCUGCCCCAUUUCACAACACCAUCCUAUCAAGCGAGAGUACCGGAGCGCAUGGGACUGUGCUCGGCCAAUAGCACAGAAAUGUGUGUCGGCGAGGAAGGAGGGCUCUCAGCUUACCGCUACGUCUUCAUGCUGGGACAGUCUCUACAUGGGGCAGGGGCAACCCCUUUGUACACACUCGGAGUCACCUAUCUUGAUGAAAAUGUUAAGUCAAACUAUGCACCUGUAUAUAUAGGGAUCUUCUACACGGCUGCCAUUGUAGGACCUGCGGCCGGAUACUUGUUGGGUGGAUUCUUUCUGAACAUUUACACAGAGAUUGACCAAACGACAGAGCUGACUCCAGAGAACCCGCUAUGGGUGGGGGCUUGGUGGAUUGGUUUCCUGGCCGGAGGGGCUGCAGCUCUGCUUAUUGCUCUGCCUAUUCUGGGUUACCCACGCCAGUUACCAGGCUGUCAGCAAUAUGUGGCCAUGCGUGUCUCAGAGGCCCACCAGCUGAAGGAUGGCAGUCAGGUGACAGCGUCUGAUCCUCAGUUUGGAAAAAAAAUGAAGGACAUGCCGAGGUCUAUGCUGCUUCUCUUGAAGAACCCUACCUUUAUUUUUUUGUGUCUUGCUGGAGCCACAGAGGCCACGCUUAUAGCUGGGAUGUCCACAUUUGGCCCCAAAUUUUUGGAGUCCCAGUUUAGCCUGAGUGCUUCAGAGGCAGCCACUUGGUUCGGGUAUAUGGUGGUGCCAGCGGGUGGUGGUGGGACCUUCCUGGGUGGCUACAUUGUAAAGAAGCUAAACCUCCGCUGUCGUGGGAUCAUCCGUUUCUGCAUGCUGUGUGCACUGGUCAGUCUGCUGGCCAUCUUCAUCUUUCUGCUGCACUGUCCUAAUGUGCCCAUGGCAGGAGUGACUGCUCCCUACUACAGCAGCUUACCACACAAUCAUUACAGCGCCCCCUACCUGCAGGCAGACAGCCAGGGCCACAACAGCAGCCUGUCAGAGCUAGGCAACCUGACUGUGAGCUGUAACGUUGGAUGUCACUGUGUUAUGGAGCUGUUUAACCCUGUGUGUGGUGCAGAUGGAGUGAUGUAUUUCUCUCCCUGCCAUGCCGGCUGCAGGUCCAUCAACCACACAUACAGCCCCAGGGGUAGACAAGUGUUCUCUGGCUGUAGCUGUAUAAUCGGGAAUGUAUCAUGGGGAGAGGAGGGAUUUGCUGAAGAAGGGAAGUGUGUGUCAUCCUGCAAUCACAUGCCAGCCUUCCUCACCUUUCUUUUCAUCAUCAUCUUCUUCACUUUCCUCUGCAGCAUCCCUGCACUCACUGCCACGCUUAGGUGUGUUCCUGACAGUCAAAGAUCGUUUGGACUUGGAAUCCAGUGGAUUGUUGUUAGGACGCUAGGUGGGAUCCCUGGACCCAUAGCGUUUGGUUCAGUGAUUGACAUCUCCUGUCUGUUGUGGGAGGAGCAGUGUGGGGAAUAUGGCUCCUGUUACCUGUACCAUAACUCUUCUAUGAGCCAGUACUCACUCAUCGCAGGCAUCAUCUACAAGGUUUUAGGCAUUCUGUUCUUCUUGCUGGCCAGCGUUCUUUACCAGCCACCACCCGAGUCUCCUCAGAGCAGUUGUGAGAGCACAGAUGUGGGAGGGCAUGACCUGCCAAUCAAAGGCCUUCCCCCUGAGAUCAUCUCCAACCCACAUGCAAAGUUAUGACCCCAGACUGCUAAUUCACUGACACCUCACCUCAAAAUGUGUGUGUAUACGUUUAUGUGUGUGAAUAAGGUCAGACCACUGCAUACGAGCUUAAUAAACAGAACCUACCAAAUGCAAACAGAAUAUUAAUGAACACAUAAUGGGUUUAUUGAGAUUAUUUAUGUUAUUAUUUUUAGAUAGGAAAUUGCAUUUUUUUUUUUUUUUUUUUUGUAAGAAAAAAGCCAUAGGUAAUUUUAAAAAGAGCACUUAAUAUGAAUAUAAUUAACAGAGAGAAAUAAAAUAAAACAAUAUACCUAUUAAAAGUAUUAAU
Messenger RNA from Myxocyprinus asiaticus (Chinese sucker), 3079 nucleotides. Its product is annotated as solute carrier organic anion transporter family member 4A1-like. NCBI's taxonomy places the organism in Eukaryota, Metazoa, Chordata, Actinopteri, Cypriniformes, Catostomidae. Gene Ontology annotation, biological process: sodium-independent organic anion transport; transmembrane transport. Gene Ontology annotation, molecular function: protein binding. The record is from RefSeq and is a predicted model, not a curated record. The coding region runs from base 538 to 2769 and encodes 743 amino acids. Gene Ontology annotation, cellular component: membrane. The transcript has 12 exons.